Molecule: messenger RNA, 4777 nt
Organism: Amoebophrya sp. A25
Lineage: Eukaryota; Dinophyceae; Syndiniales; Amoebophryaceae
Source: the annotation of a GenBank genome assembly
CAAGGGAAUCUGAACAACUUGUCUGAUUCCAAAUCACUUACAUCACAUUUUUACGCGCCCAGCAACCUUGAACCUUCAUCAAGCGGCUGCUGGUACUUUCUCUCGUUGAGUCGGCCUUAGCGUCUGUUGCUUUUGUUUCGGUUUUGAAAAAAUGCGUACACAAGAAGCUGCAUGUGACAUAGUAUUGGCUCGGUCAAAGCGAGUGACUGCACACCUGUCAAAACGAGAGAUUUUCUGAGACACGAUCUGUUGAAUCCUCUACACUUUUUCACUUAUAGGAAAUAUGUUGUGGAAGAAAUCUCAACCCGUGGCUUGCUAGAGUUUUAGCUAGUUUUGAAAACUAAGUUUUCUCUCUCUUUGUAUAAAAAGAUUAAUCUUUUUUACAGAUGCUCAGUCGCAUUAGGGACAGUCUUUACAGAUACUCUUACUCAGUCAAAUUAGAAGAUGUCUCAACUUGGUCUGCACGGCGGUGGGGAAACAUUGCAACAACGAGGAGGUGGAGGCCUGCAGCAAAAUGAGAGUAGGAGAAGUCCACGCCUCGAAGAAGGAGAAGAUCACGGCUUCGUCCUGGGAGUUGGACAUGACCGUGAGGUGGGACGAGAGCCACGGCCUCACGAGGACCUAGAAGAAAGACAUAACAACAACGUCGUAGAAGAGAAGAGUGAGCCUGACAAUUUAGAAGGGCAAGAUAGCCUGCAGGCUGCGUCUUUUUUCGACGGUCUUCCGACACUAGAGGGCUACUUGGGAGGUCCUCUAGCAGAUGUUGGCAGUACAUAUAGUGAUGCGUCAGAAAUAGCGAGUGCUGUGGGACAAAACGACUCCUCGGAGGAAGGAAACGGACUUCGCCAAAAAACAGAUGAAGGCGCCUCUACUUCCUCGGAGAUCUUCGAUCAACGCGGUGUUUUUCAGCUUGUCGGCUUACCUGGUGUUGGGAAAACGCGGUUACUGGAACAAAUAGUGUUACGAAAAGACAAAGAGCUAAAAGUAGUGGAACAGAUAGUGUUAGGAAAGAGGAAGAGGUAUGUUUACUGUAUAUCUGUACCAGUGUCAAGAAGAGGGCGAUUUCAUCUCAUGUGGAAUUUUGUUGACUAUCUCAGGUUUACAAGCUUAUAAUUACUGUAACUUUACUAGUGUUCUUACGAAAAGAGAUCUGACUCUUAUCAAGGAGAACCAGACUUAGGACAACUAGUGUUACGAAAUUCUGCUAUUUAAUGGCUGCUACGUACGAAGAAGAGUUGAGAAAGAUGCAGUCAUUGCGCAGUUGGUUCACUUUCACUACGCAGUGCUGUGCUUUUCGCCAGCUUCCAGGGGAGACCUACAGCUACUCUCUAACAGAGGACAAAAGAGGAACUUCCACAGUUAUGGCUGUACUGCUGAUCGUCUGUUAUAAUUUCAUUGCUUCCGCACUUUCUAAAGCAAGCAUGAUAACAGUUUACCUCGUCUUUCUGCAGGAGGAUCGUACAGGCGCUGCAACUUCAAGGUUCAAUUACAACAUGUUUAGAGUGGCAGCGCUAGUAGCUCUAAAAACAGUAAGAGCCGCAGAAAUAUCGUGGUUCUUGAUACCGAAGGUGGUUGGGCAGAUCAGCCUGGCCAAGGAAGAUGGUCUCAGGGAUGCGACCGUGGUAGCUCUCAAGAAGACUCCGACUUGGGCUCAUCUGCGACGUGUGCCAAGCAGGUGCGAAGGAAGCGGAUUUUUGAUCUACCCGAAUUGCGGAGAUUCCUUGUGGCAGAGGCUGCCUCAGAUGAAACGGUCGCCUCCGGAAAGACGAGCCACGCUUUAUUAUGGUUCAUUCUGAUGUAGACCACCAUAAUCGUCCCGAAGGAGUAUGCUAUGUGACCAUUUUUCUUCCAAAGCGUGGCAAUUCAUCCUUCAGCGAAAUCAAAGCUUUUCAUAUCGCAGUUAGUCGGAAAGCACAAACACACACCAGCACCAUUUUGCCUUUGUGAUGACCUGCUAAUCUCCGAUCUUCUGCUCAUUGACAGCUUUGCGUUUCUAGUAAGAAGCGCAGAACAAUCGUUGGAAAAUAUUGCCUCUCUCCUCUUCCAAAUGCGCAAGCUGAGUCGGACAGUUAUUCUUAUGGUGAACAGUGAAUAUAGAUAUCUCAUUCUAAACAAGUGUUAAGGAAGGUCAUGCUAACAAUAUGGGAUCGUUAAUAUGGGUCAUACUUUAUGAUAUGGGUUUACUAAAUAUCUAUGUUAUAUGUCGUGUUUAUGGGUCAUACUUUAUGAUAUGGGUUGUUACUAUACUAAAUAUCUAUGUUAUAUGUGUGUCGUGUUUAUGGCGGUCAUAUAAUGGGUAGUAUACUACUUAUGAUAUAGGCAUAUCUUCUUCAUCCAGCUGGUGAACCACGUGACACAGGGACGAGUGUUGCCAUUUGUGCCUCACUUAGAGGAGGAACUGAGGUUGGCGGAGGACCUGGAGAAGCGUUAAGAGUUGUUUUGGGACUAGAAGUUGAUCACAGUAAGAAUCAACUGUUUUGAGACUAGUCAAUUUUCAGGGAUGAUAAUUGAUUCCGUAUCAAUUUUCUGGGAUACAUAGUUUAUUUCCGGUGUCGUCCCAAAGCGUCUGAAGUAACGCCGCAUGUUUUAGGAUGACUACUUAGACCACUACUAGCGCUCUAAGAUCCCAGUCCCACGAAGACGAAAAGUUCACAGAAUGACCCGCGGCAGGCUGAUCCAGGAAAUAACGGCGAAAGUGGGGAGCUUCCACGACAAGUAGAGGAACGUCGUAAGCCAGAGACUAGUACAUCGUUGAGUCCUCCUCUGCCGGAUACUAGAUCAUCGAAUCAUCCUGGGCCAGCGAAUUUGAAUAAAAGUUAUGAACAGAGCUAGUUAGAAGUACUAGAUACUGUUUUAAUUUAUUCCUUCACAACUUAGUUGUACUAACAUUACGUACUAGCACUAGGAUCAUGUUCUUGUGGUAGACUCACCUCGUCCUUGUAAGGUAACUUCCAUCUCGCAGUACCGUAAGAUAAACCAUGACUUUUAUCGUUAUGAUCCGAUCCCUUCUAGUGGACUAGCAGAACUCGUCUCUACGGGUGCUACGGACAGCACUCUCAGAGACGCACACAUGACAUGGAUCUCUUAGAAUACUUUAUAGAACGGAUGUAGGAUGUAUACUUAAUAUCUCUUGUGGAUAUAAUACUUCGCCCUUUAACUAGGGAAGAAGGCGCCCGGUGCUUUGGCGUGUUUUGAAUUCGAUGUUUCCUCGGACGAAGAGAUGGCGACGGGCGAUCCAAGUCUCAAGCGACGAGAGAUGGAGAGCACGACUAGCGCUAGAAAGAGGUUGUCUAGUAGAAGUUUUAGACGUCCUGACCCAGCACGCGACAAUGCAGCAACCUCAUCUAGUAGGAAGCGUGCACGCACACACGACAACGCAGUAGAUGAUGUUAAGUUAUCGUCAGUUUUUGUGUUAUUCCACUUGAAGAUGGACUUUGAUAAACACACAUCACAGACAUACUUCCACAUGAUUUUACAACGAACAUGGGAUGAUCAGUGAAAUUGACAUUCAUAUUCCCUCUACGUACUACUGUAGUUUUCUUCGCUGGCAGUGCGUAGGUUGUUCAUAGUUUUUGCUACUUUUGACAUCUCCAGAAGCAGUGAUGCAAAUAAUUCGAAUUUUCUUACUCUCCCCCUGUCGCUGUCCCUCUAAAAAUGCAAGAAAGCAAACAACCUGAUAAAUCAGGAUUGAUGUGAACAAGAUUAAGAUUCUCUCGUCUAACAAGUCGCGACGAGGAAGAGUGGAUCAUGAAGCCGGCCUUGGGUCAAUUUUUCUCUCAUCUCGUGGACCAUACUGUGCUGAUCACAAAGGGACCACAGCUGACACUGCUCAAAAGCAUUUCUAUGGAAUGCUGAUGGAGGGCUGACGUUGGAAAGCACUUUCUGACGUUGAAAGUAGAGCACUGUGGUCCUCCUGAGCAUCGUGCUGAGCGUUGGAGGGCGAAAGAGAAGAGUCAGACGAAGGCAGAAGUGGCAACCUCGUAAGAUUAAGGCUCGACUUUCAAUGGUCGUUGGGGUCGGUCACUGAGAUCGAAGAGGCGGCCCCUUGAGAGAACAGGGGAAAACGAAUGGAAAGGGGAGAGCUUUAAAGGGGGUCGCUUCCGUUCAGAGUCCGCGACCAAUGGGCGCUGAGCUCAAUGCUUUCAGCCGAUCCCUUCUUUGUGGAUGUUGAAAAUAGUGCAUUCCCAUUCUCCAUGAGUUGAGAACAUUGGGUGUAGUUGUACUUAGCAUACCCUACAGAAAUGUCGACGCGAAUUUUCGUGUCAGAGAAGAUUUUGGUGUUGUAGUUCGUUAGUAGAACAGCACUGGUUGUGACUUGGUAUAGCACUCCGCACGAUUUUGGUAUUGCUCGACUGACAGAGCACUGGCGAGUUCAUACCAAUCUUCGGAUCAUCAUCCUCGCAUACCUUACUAUCUAAGAUUGUUACGAUUCUCUAUCAUCGUAAAAAGCUGAAGAAAAGGUGAGAUAGUCGCUCGUAGAUUAACUUCGUCUUCUGAUCAAACACCGAGUGACUGGGUGGAAUAUCAAAAAGCGGUAUUGUAUUGUAGUCAGACGAGUACGAGAGAAGGAACAGUAUCGUAUCGUUCGUGUAAACGAGAUUCACAAAUAAUGGGACAUUGUAGUUCUCAUUGCACCUUUCUUUGUAGUUCUCAUUACGACCGUACGAGGGACGUUGCUCCUACUAACACAAACACCCUUGCUCUAAGUACUUAUAAAGUAGUUUAUUGAUUGAAGCUGAGGGCCACCCGCUGUCCGAAAAUAAAGUUUCAUUGGUCG